This is a messenger RNA of Microdochium trichocladiopsis, 970 nucleotides long. RefSeq lists its product as uncharacterized. The transcript has 3 exons. The record is from RefSeq and is a predicted model, not a curated record. Bases 1 to 762 code for a protein of 253 amino acids. NCBI's taxonomy places the organism in Eukaryota, Fungi, Ascomycota, Sordariomycetes, Xylariales, Microdochiaceae.
AUGCCACCGCAAAGCAGCGCCUCGCAAAGCAGUGCCUCGCAAAGCAGUGCCUCGCCUGCAAAGAAGCAGAGCAAAUGGUCUGCAGAAGAAGAUGCAUUAAUUAUCGAUCUAAGAGGCAGCGGGAUGAAAUGGGAAGACAUCUCGAAACGAUUGCCAGGACGAAGCGCCAUCAGUUGUCGACUACACUAUCAGAACUACCUGGAACGCCGAAGCGAAUGGGAUGAAGAGCGCAAGAACAAGCUCGCAAGGCUUUACGAGAGGUUUAAACAGGAGAUGUGGGCCAAAGUGGCAGAGGAUAUGGCCAUACCAUGGCGUGUGGCAGAGGCGAUGCACUGGCAGCUCGGAGAGGUCGACAUGGCGAAGAGGGCGGGAGUGACCCCCUUCUGUCUAUCCGCUGUCAACGGCGAGGGACAGGCAGGAAAGCCCAGAGCGUCCGCAAGUCGCGGUCACCACCAUUCACACUCCCACUCCCAUCCGCUUUCCCACCCGCACUCGACCUUCUCGCGCGACGUCAUGGGACACGGCACAGUGAGUCCGAAAUCGUUCACUGUGCCUUCAACACAAGCACAGCACCCCUUCACAUCGAACCCCCACCACCCAGUCCAGCCCGAGGUGUAUAUGCCGGCUCCCCCGAAGAUAACGAAACGACCCAGGAGUCCCGAACUCGUCAUGCCAGCCCCUGCGCCUCGUCGUCGCCACCAAUACCAUCAGGACCACACAGAGUACGACGACGAAGCAGCCGUCCCCAGACACAUGCCGUGAGCACAUACCUUUUCCGUGCAUGCGUCUCUGGGCAGCACAAUUAUUCGGAACUCGGGAAGAUGACUCGGCAGGAUUCCGCAAAGCUCUGUGGCCUUGGAUGUGCCCUCUACAGGAUAUGAUGCUGUUGCAGGGCUGUCCCAUCGUUUAGGUACCAUUCUGGGCCAAUGGGUAGACUCGAGUUUACUGCAAAUGGCAUACAUCAGACCCU